AACUAGGCUUAGGACCUAGGUCUAUGACUAUGUCAUCUAUGAUGUAAUGGAAGCAAUGCAUUGAAGUUCACCAUUAUUGACCAUUGUUGCAGUACUACUAACUACUAGCUAGUUACUAAAUAAUUAAUGUAAUGAGACGAGAGAUAUAAUACAAUUACAAUAAAAUCCACAAGAGAUCUGACAUCUGAUAAUUUUAAGUAAAGUAUAGAGUUAUAAAUGUAUAGUCUGAGUCUGAGUUGUGAAAACACAUUUAAUUUCAACUUUAUACUUGUACUGUGUGGUGCAGGAUUGGAUUGAGCCUAAUUUGUAAAUUAUUUAUAUUGUCACCAGAAAAGAAACAAAAUUUAAUUGCUAGGGUUAACGAAUCAAUCUGCAAAUAAUUUGUAAUUGGCCUAAUCGGCAAUUGUGCAGAUUAAUUAGUAGUCAGCUUUUUGUGGGCAAUUAAUCUGCUAAUCGGCUUGCUGAAAAUGCGCAGUAUGCCAGAUGCAAAUGUAAAGCUCUGGAUGUUUUUAAAUAUGAUUUUUAUCAAGAUUUUACAAGCUUAAUUAUGUACAAGACUAAGCAUGAUAUUACUAUCAUACAUUUCCCUUCCUUUCCAGCAUUUCCCCUCUCACAUUCUAUUUUCUUUUGUUUCUGUGAUGUUGUCAGUGGUUACACAAUGUCAUGGAGACACCUACAUUUGUUUCCCAGUUCUGUCAAGACUUCCAUUGUUUGAGAGGAUGAAACCAAACCUUUUUUUUUGUGUGUUAUUUUCUAGCCGUUAAAACUUUGAACUUGGUUCUCAAUAUUGUUCAAAAUAUUUGACAUCUUCUUCAAAUAAAUAGUAUCUUUUUUUUAAAAAAAGGUGGCAUUUUUAAAACUAAAUUUUACCUUUUCAGUGUAAGGUUAAAAUGUUACGUGUGCUGAGUAUUGCUGGCAAUGCUUCAAUAUCUUCAACCAGUUAAAGGAGGGGUCCCCAACCUUUUUUAGUCCAUUGAUCCCUCUGCACUGAGAUGAAGGCCACAGACUGAUUCUUAGAUUAAAGUAUUUGAAUGUAUGUAAUAAAAUUACAAAGGAAAUUCUGUUCACCGACCCCUGAACCUUCUCAGUAACCCCACAGCUGUGAAACUCUCUAGCUGAUGUGGAGAAUAGUAAUUCUCCCUCCAAAAAAAAAAAAAACCAACCCACAUGAUGAAGACUUUCAGUCCCUGCAUGAUGCUCCUAUUUGUCCUAGUUUCAACCCUUAAAAUUAUGGUACGCCAAGCUAACACUGAUCUUGAUGAAUUAUAUAAAUCUGGGAUUGUUAACCUUUUUGCAGCGCUGCACCCCUACACCCCUUUUCAAUUUCAAAUAAUUUACAGCAUCCCCUCAUAAUUUCAAAACUUAUUUCCUGCACACCUAACAUUAUAAAAUGGAAAUAAAAUGAUUUUCUGGGUCUUCCCCCUGACACUGUCUCCCGCACACCAGGGGGUGCUGGUACCUCUGGUUAAGAAACCUUGUUACAAAGAAUAAAUAUGUAUUCUAUAUCAUUUGACAUAAAGACAUUCAUUUUCACUUUUCUGAUGAUAUGUAUAAAUAAACUUUUACAGUGACUGUAAUUGUUGCUCAAAUUGUAACAAGUGAACAGAUAUGCAUGAAGACAUCAGGAAGAAUUUCAAGUUUUAAAGAUUCAACAAGUGCCUGAAAGUUGAAAAGCUUCAAAUAGGAGAUUAAACUUUCAGAGUGUGUAUCGGUAUAUCAGACUUUAAAAUUAAGCAAAUGAAAUUUGAAAUGAAAUUUCAUCAAGACUCUCAAAAUAUAUGUGUUCUUAAUAUUAGAAAAAUGGCCAUGUUUUUAUGGAUAGUCUUUACCUCAAUGUCCAUGGUUGAUGGGAAGAACAAGCCUAAAUGCAGCGUAUGCACAGAGAUCGUUCUGAAUUUUCAAAAGGUUUGUUGUCUUAAUGGAUUUUAAGAAUUGCCAUUGUACCAAUUUUAAACUCUUAUAAUAACCAGUAUUGUAUUUAUACUUUUUUUUUUAAAUCAAGGAAGCGAACCAUUACUAGCUUGUAAGUUAAUAACAUCUUUCAUGCCUCAAAUAUAGCUGUUAAAUGUAAAUAAAAAUAUUAUUUACACUUUAGGUAAAGAAACAGAAACUACUCUUGCUCCCUAACUACCAUUUACUAUAGAAGUUUCAGUGAAAAUUGACUCCUUUAUUUGAGAAAAAAAAGAUAAAUUGUACAGUAAAUAACGGUACAAAAUGUCAUUGUUUUCUAGAGUUAAAAUUAAAUUUAUAUUCUGUAACAGGGACUGGUUUCAACAGCCAAGUCAAAUUUUGGUGGAGGAAAUACUAAAUGGGAAGAAAAAUCUUUGGGCUCUUAUUCAACAAGGUUUGGAGCAGUUUUAAUUUAUCAUUUAGUAUUUCAUUCACUUAAAUUAUAUUUUAAGAAAUAUCCCCUAAUGGCCUAUUGGAGGAAACAUAAAAAUGUAUAUACCAGCAAUAUAACCGAAGGUCUAUUCUUUACCUUGCCAUAUCUUAUUCGGGCAGUAUUGCUGAAGAUCUAUUCUUUACCUUGCCAUAUCUUAUUGUAUGCCUAUUCUUUACCUUGUCAUUACUUAUUGUAUGCCUAUUCUUUACCUUGUCAUAUCUUAUUGUAUGCCUAUUCUUUACCUUGCCAUAUCUUAUUCCGGCAGUAUUGCUGAAGAUCUAUUCUUUACCUUGCCAUAUCUUAUUUCUUACAGUACAUACGUACUGGGUUAUAAAACUUGGUGUGAUUGAAAUUUUAUUAUUAAGCUUUUCAUUAUAUUCACCUUGAGGUCUAAAUAAACAGCUGGUGUAUUUUUCAAUCAUAUUAAUAUUUUUCCCCACAAAGUGAAGUUCGCCUGGUUGAAAUUUUGGAACACAUUUGUGAUGACAGUUCAAAAGAGGUAAGGAAACAUAAUUUGUAUCCAUGUAGGAAAAAAAAAAUUCAAUAUGUUUCAGUUAUAAAUAAAUUUAGCUGUAAAAUGAAAUCAGCUUAACUCUUAGUGUCCGUAGGUCAAAUCCACAUUUUGACGAAGUAAUUUUGUUGUGAUAAAAUUUGACCCUAGGUGACCACAGACAAUGUUUCAUAACUUUUCUAGUAAAAUUGCAAUAAAAAACAAAUUCCCUGCACGUUUUAAAAAGGUAAACACCAGAAGAGGAUGUGGAAAUAUUGAUUUGGACAAAAUACCGAAAUGUUUAUAUAAAAUCCCAAAAUUAAAGAGUCACUAUAAAACGCCACAUAGACUGGCUGCGUCAAAAGGUGACAGGCGGAAAGCCAGUUACACUGGCGCGUCGGACUUUAAGAGUUAAUGAGUUGUCUCAUAACCCAUUUCAAACAUUUAUUCCACGCAAAAAAAAUUAUUUUACAUAAUUAUGUUUAAAAAAAACUGAACCUAUAAUUAUUGUUUUAAUUUUAAUAAAAUUUAUAAGAUUUUUUCAUUUCUAUUUAAAGGGAAAACAGAUUAGCCAAGUACCGGUAGUCAAUAAAUAUCUUACUAAUGUUGUUGUUUUUGGGAUUUUUUGUUGCUGUUUUUUAAAGCAUUAAUCAUGGCAACAACAAAAAAAAACCCAAAAAAAACAAACAAACAAAAAAAAAAAGCAAGGUUUGUUUCCAAAUACAUACCCGGCAUUGCUUGAAUACAUACCCAGCAUUGCUUGAAUACAUACCCAGCAUUGCGUUAAGCGACCUGUUAUUUGUCUCAACUGUUCAGCUGCACUAACAGAUAAGUUGUAGAGUUGUGUUACACAAUUUUUAAAAACUGUUCUUCAAUCAACAGUGCCAUCCGGUAUUAGAAGAGUAUGAAGAGCUGGUGGAGAAAUACUGGUUUCAAGAACUGGCACAAAAGAAAGAUACUAAUUUUUACAAUUUCUUUUGUAUUGAUCAUGUGCAAGGUAUGUACGCUUAACCUUAAAAGAUAACGCAUUAGAAUAUUUUAUCAUCUUUAGAUUACCUUUGCACAAUUUAAUUUAAAUUAACUCUACUAACUGUCAGACAUUUGAUUUCAUUUGAAAGUAGUAAUGUUUUAAGUGACGAAUCCUCUGGAGGAUUCUUAUGACACUAUCACCCCAUUAUCUCUUUGUAGCGUGUUGCCCCAACAAUACAUACGGCCCAGACUGCUCUCAGUGUCCUGGAGGUAUUGAUCAACCGUGCAGUGGCAAUGGAAAAUGUCUUGUAAGUCAUUUAUUAUGUACCGGUACUCGAUUUUGUAUAGUUUGUACUUCUUUUGUAUACCAGUAACAAUUUUAUUUAUUUUUUUAAACUAAUGGGGAACUAUCGUUUUCUCUCUUUUUUUAAAAAAAACACCAUGUCUGUAUUCAGAUAUAAUCCAUUGUUCUAAUUUACCCAUAAAAUAAAAGUACAUCAAUUUUUCCUUUGAUUUUAACUUGAUAGUUUUCAGGACCUUAAUUCCUGAGCAUGUUGUGCAACUUGUGGUUUUUAGGGAUCAUAUUUUAAGACUGCGUUUGUCUGGUUUAUUUUUAAACCUAACCUUACUAAUGGAACUGAGCGUUGUGCAAAUUCAAAUUUUUAGAAUACGCUGAUUCAACUUUUUAAAAAAAAAUGUCAAGCUCAGUGUCAGCUCAAUUUAGAAAAUUAAGAAAAAUUAUUGUAAAAAAAUUGAUUACGGUAGCCGGUAUCAUAAAAAAUUGUUUAAAAAUUUUAAUGUGAAUUAAACCCUCAGACACAAGGUCAUUACUUGUUUUAUAUCUAGCUGAACUAAUGAAAGGAAUGCUUAAUGGGUGGUAUUUCAAGGACAAGAUAGAGACAUGCCUCGCUUGUGCUCACUAGUUUGACUUUUAAACAAUUUUAAAAAUAUUUUUCCUAAAAUUUUAUGCUUAAAGAUUAUUUUCUAAAGGGUUUAAAAAGUACAGGGUAUAUCUUGUUUUUAGCCAUGAUAUUUUAAAAUACAGUAAGUCAUGUCAAAAUAGGUCUAUUUUAAAACCAGUUAUUUCUGAAUAUUGUUGGUUCAUUCAAAUUCAAUUUUUAAAAAUAAUUUUUGUAUACAUCCUCUGUGUGUGCAGGGCGAGGGUACCAGAGAAGGAAGUGGUAAAUGUCAGUGCACUUCGGGUUACCAAGGAGAUUUAUGCAAUCAGUGCAAAGAUGGCUUCUAUGAAGAGAGCAAGAAUGAUACUCAUACUGUGUGCAAAGGUGAGAUAUCAAAGACUGUAAAAUUAUUUUGUGAUUGAUAGAAUAGCAACUAAACAAAAUGGUACAAAAGAUAGUAACUAAACAUAAUAACAAAUUUGAAAAAAUUCAAUUCUCAUUUUUGGUCUCAACAACAGUUGACAAAUUAUUCUCCAUUUAUUUUAAAAUAAAAGAAAAGAAAGUUACCUUUCAGUAAUGAAAGUUUAAUUUAACCCUAUAAAUAACUGUCCUAACAGUUAAUGGUCGGCCAUUAUACCUCUUUCUGUGGUUUCAUGGCCGAUUGCAAAAUCAUCAUUAAAAUAGUUAAGGGGAAAUCACUCUAUAUUAAUGAGUUUGCUUCCUACUUCUGUGUAUUAGCAUGUUUUUAUUGGGGUUUAUUUUGUGAUUAAUCGGGUGUGGAAUUUGCUCAAUUUGUUUGACUACUAUUAUGUCUAAUGCUGGAGAUGGCCCCCUCCAGCUCAGAAAAUCAAAACAGACUUUCUUUAUUCGAAUCCUUUCAAAUCGAUUAAAAUGAAAGCAACGAUUUCAUAGAUAUUCCAUGUGCUAGUAAUGACAAUAUUAGCUCUUGUGGUGAUGGCGACAUAAGAAUCAGAUAUCAACGCUUAGUCCUAUGUAACAGACAAUUUCGUUUGGGAAAGGGUGAAAGUCAAAUAGACAAAGAUUGGAUCCCAAAGACCUACCAUAAAGAUGUUCAUACACGUUAAUGAUUGUGUAUCUUCUGGAGUAUUAAUUAAUAAAUAAAAGGAUUUAUCAACUUCAGUUAAAAAUGAAUUUUUGAACUCAUUUCAUGCUUUCCCCCUUGUGUUUGUAUGACCAAAAUUUAAAGGUACUCGGUAGUGAAUAAAAAAAAAAAUCACAAGUAUUACAAUUCCCAUAUAAGCCCCUACUGAGUUUAUUAUAAGCCCCUACUGAGUUUAUUAUAAGCCCCGACUGAGUUUAUUAUAAGCCCCGACUGAGUUUAUUAUAGCUUGACAUUUUCUGACAAAAUGUUGCUGCUAUUAUCUCAAAAACUUGGUUUUGUGAUAGUUUGAACAAUUUAUGGAGUAUUAGGAUGGGUUGAAUUCAGAAUUAGAUUAGUAAAAUUUUACUCACUCAGUAAAGGUCAAUAUAAAAAAACGUAUACCCUGUAUAAAAACAAAUUCUGUUCAUACCAUAAGAUACCUUGUCCAGUGUACUUUCAGAAAAUGUCUACUUGUAAGGGUCUCUGAAUUCAUUUAGUCUGGGAUUUUGUCACUUUCGACAAGCAAACGAAAAUGUUAAAAAUGGCUUGACAUUACAAUAAAGGCACUUGAAAGUUAUAGUCAUAGCGUUAAGAAAUAUGUCCUGGAACAAUUUGAACUAAUAAUUUAAUUUAGGACAAUUUGUCAAUCAAUCAAACUUUGUUUUCAGUAUGUCACAUUGCAUGUAAAAAUACUUGUUGGGAAAGUGGACCCAAAGGCUGUGAUGAGUGUAAAAGUGGUUGGCUGGCCAAUGAAGAUGAUGGAUGUCAAGGUGAGGACUUAAAAAAAAAAAAAAAGAAUUAACUCCAAGCCCUUGAUAAAAAAUAUCCUGUUUUAAACUACCGGUAGUUAAUUGUAUGAAAAUGAAAAGUUUUUCAUAAUUUGGAAAGGUACAAAAAGAUAUAUUUUUUUUAGUAUUUUAGGAUAGUGGUGCAUCUAACUGUAUUUUUAAUAAAACAUUUUUAAUUGAAGUGGGAAAAUUAUUCAAGUCAGUGAGACAAGACCAGCUCACAUGCAACAGACAUGAGUUUUAAAUGCUGCUCAGGUCACACAUGUACGGAGCACUGACAGGCUUUUGAAACUUCCUGUUGACAAUUCUCCACAUAAAAUUAAUUUAUAUUAAAACAUGAAACUAAUUUCAGAUAUAAAUGAGUGUCUGUCAGAUCCCUGUGAAGAAAACCAGUAUUGCACCAAUACUCAAGGAUCAUACACAUGUUUCAGUAAGUCAUUAUUUCUUUGAAGGCUGUAGGAAAAACCAUUUCAUCUCAGCAAACAAUUUUUAUGAAGUACAGCGAAAUGGGGUGUCUUUGCCUCUAGGGGGGACUUCCCUAUUGACUGGGUAUUUUGUUUUGGUCUUUCUGGGGCUGUAACUUUUGAUAACAGACCGAAGAAUGUAUUCACAACAUUUCAAUAAGAUAGGGACACUUCAAAUACCGAAAAAUGCUAUGAUAUUGUGUGGCACAUAGUUUUAAAUAUAUUAACUAUUUCACUGUCUUAUUUCUGUCUUUAUUCCUUUAGCUUGUGAUGAAGCAUGCUUAUCUUGCACUGGUCCAGGAUCAUACAAAUGUGAAGAGUGUAACACAGGAUUCACUUUAAAUGAAGAGACAAAAGAGUGUCUAGGUAAGUACUGCCAUUUGUAAGAAAUUUUUAAAGAUAAUUUCUUUUCAUAUUGCUGCAUAUUCGCCUCACAAUAAUUUAAAUUAAGGGCAACAUUUUUGUUUAUCAAGAUGCUCAACAUAUUAACCUUGUAAACCUUGUAUUUUACUUCAGUUUGAAGAUCUGGUUACAUGUUCAAUAGGUUACUUACGUGUUCAUUAGAUUUGUUACCAGUGCUGUAAUAGAGAUAUGUUUUAUACAAUGAAGUGUUGUCUGGGGCCAUGCUUGGUGGCCCACAGGAAUUUUAGCCACAGGUUAAGUGAUUGCUUUGAACUUUUGAGCAUUGAUACCUGGCUUCAUGGCUGAUUGGCUUGAGCAGCAGGCCAUAAUGGGAUUAUAAACACAUCAAGUUUACUUGAGUGCAGUGUUCCCUCUGAGCUGCGUGCAUGCUCGCACGUGGCACCCGUGCGCAGCGCCCUUGGUAUUGGUGAGAAGAAAAAAUAAGGACACUCUUAUAAAUUUGAUAAAGAAAAAAUGUAAUUUUUACCAAAAUUUUUUUAAUUUCAUUUUUAUUUUACAAAUAAUUAAAUUUUUAAUCAAUAGUAUUGAUUUGUAUUGGGAGAAAUUAAUCUCCUAUUUUAAUUUUAAUUGGCUCGUUGUAAACAGUGCCUAACAAAGGACGAUACCAUAUAAUCAACAAUAUUAAAGAUACGACCCAAAACAGUUUCUAGUUACAAUUAAUUAAGAUUUAUUAAGUCUUAAGAUAAUUACAAAAUAAAAUAAAAUAAAAUUACAAUCUUCAACUUACAGUAUGGCAGAUGUCGUACCGGUACACAGUUAAUACAAUUAGAAAUAAUGAUGCCAAUAAAUAAUGCGAAAUAAACACAUAUAAGUAGGAGCACACAAAUACACAAAGAAUAAAACACGCCUCGUAAUGUUAAGAGAAUCUAUAGGAAAUCUCCGUCUGUCGUCCGUGCCUGUCAAUCCCUUAUAUAGGUGGGUCUACCGACGCCCAAGCCCUGCCUUCGAGACAUUUCGAGAAAAAUCCCAAUCAUUCUACCAAAUACUAUUUGGAACAGAUUAAUUAUUUUUAUUCGUUGGCGGCGUAAGCAAGAAAUACAUCAAAGACCUAAGCCACACCCCUUUGUGAACACAGCGUCUCAUGCGGGGUCAAUCAGAGGGCACGUACGAGAAAUAUUGUGUAAACAAGCUCUCUAUAACAAUAGCAACAGAUGACUGUAACCUAAUUGUGACCCUGUCAAACUCUUUAGUCGCAGACACCAAUAGCUCAAUAGUUCUUUUCAUUUCAAUUUAAAGCUGGAGCCCUCCAGAUUUAUCAAGAUUGAACCUCUUUCUUCAUUCUAUUUGCCAUUUUUCUGUGAUGGUACACGCCAGUAUGUAAAAUCGGACCCUAUUUUGGUCUGAGUUCUAAAAUUUCUCAACCUAAAAAAAAAAAUGUAUUUUAAAAAAAAUUCAUGAAAAAAAAUGUUAAUUAAAAAUAUUAGAUAUCUUCAUCUUAAAAAAACACAACACAUUUACUGGCGACAUGCCGGUAAAUGUGUUGUGUUUUUUAAAAUUCAAACUUGGUCAGCAAAAAGAAAUGAUACAUUUUGUAUUAACAUUUCGAGACACUUUUGCACAAUAGCUUUUCAUUUUUUGCUAUAAAUGCUAUGAGACGUCAUAGCUGAAUUUAUUCAUAAAAUUUAAAAUAUGAGAAUAUGACUUCCAACAGAUAUCAAUGAGUGUGAAAAAGACUCCAGUCUUUGCGAAGGUGAACAUACAGUUUGCAAGAACAAACCUGGAAAUUAUGAAUGUGUUUGCAAAGUUGGCUAUGAAAUGAAAGAUGGCUCAUGUGUGGAACUACCUAAAGGUAAGAACUAUUAGAAAGACACAAUUUAAAAAAAAUUUAAUUAAGAUGUUUUUUCUAUGAUAUUAGUCUCUCUUGUCAGCAUAACUUUAUUCAUAACCUUCUAAUAGAAGCUGAACAAAAAUGAUUUUAAAAUAUUCUGAUAACAAUUGGUCAAAGUUAGUUUUUAUUUACUGCCUUUACAUUUGACUUUUACUCAGUAGUUUCCUUCUCUUUAUGAUAGUUAAUGUUGGUCGGUUCAUUUUUAAAAUUUGUUUUUUGUCAGUCACAAAAAAAAGUAUUUGUGGUUGCAAAUAAUUCCCUUUUUAUAAUUAAUUUGUAUACCGCUACCUGCUCGUUCAAAUCUUAACUGCUGGCAAUUUAAAUACCAUGAAACAUUGUGUACGUUGAUCCAAGGUGAAUUAUGUCAUUUUCUCAUCUAAAUGUCAUUCUCCAUGUAAAAUAAAUUACCUGCUACUUUCAAAAUUCAAAUAACACAAAUCAUCCAGAGUUGGUAGAACAGUACGGCAACUGUCAUCACUCUUGGCUGUUAACUGCUCAUGGCAUCUAGGAGGGACUUAUAAAAAAAAAAGAAUAAUGUUUUCUAAGUUAAAAUGUCUUUUUUAAUUUUUUUAUUGCCUGUCUUCUUAAAACUUUCAAACUUGUCAUGUUUAUUGGAUUUCUUUAUAAAGAAAACCCAACAACAAAACCCAACCGUCCAUCUUUUGUUUUAUGAGUGUGAUGAUUGUUGAAAUAGAGUUGAACAUUGUUUAAACCUGUGUGUGUCUGGCAUUGUGUAUUUGUAUGCAACACAAAUAGUCACAUCCUUAGCCUUAGUAAUAGAAUCUGUGUUUACUUCUGUUAACUUUGACCCGUAGAAGUUAGAUGCACUUGUUGAUUUUUUGCCAUUUGUGUUUUUAAUGGUAAUUUGAAAAUUUUAUGUUUAUUGGCUAUACCUUGAUAUUUUUUCAUAAUACUGGUACCUAAAGAAAAUGUUGUAUACAUUUCAAUAUUAAAAAUGUAAAUACUGGUAGUAAAAACAAUUUUUUUUUAAAAGACUCAAAGCCCCCCCCCCCCCCCCCCCCAAGCAUCUUAUGCAUUUGUACUGAUUAAGUUAAACAUGUUAAUUCUGGAAUGGUUUUUGCUUUGUUGAUGUCAACCCAAUGUGUUCAUUUAAUCUCUGUUGAAAAGCUCAGUUUGUAGAGGAUUAUUUGUUACAUGGGUUCAUUUUUUUAUAAGCUCUAUUUUUGCACUUAAAUAUCAGUAAGAACCAAGGGAUGUUACUUUGUAUUUGCAUAACACUGGGGAAUUUAUCAAACCUGGUACCUUAACUUUAAGUUAAAUCUAAAAAUGAUCACUGACAUCAUCUAUAUAACCAGUAAUAGCAUAAUUUAAAAAAAAAAUGACAAAUUGGCUUAAUUAUUAUUUAUACAUUGCAGCAGGUAUAUUUUUUUUAUCCUAUCACAUUUUUCUGUAUUUUGUAUAUUAGCAAAGUUAAGAAGCAUGCACGAUCUGCUUGAAGUAAUUUUUAAUGAUUGAUUGCACAUCUGUUAUUUGUAAGUGGCUUCUUACGAAUUUUUGGAAGCCAUUUUGAUUUUUUUUUCAAAUGCUUUUUUAUGCCAUAAAAUAUUUAUGCUAUGUUAGGUGUGAACAUUCUUGAUGGAUUCAAGAAGUAAAUAUGAUGAAAGGUUGCACAAAAUCUCCUGUUUACUGGGGAUACAAUUAUAUAUAAUUUAUUUAGAUCUUUAAGUUACCGGGGUAUACAAUUAUGAAAGUGAAAUCCUUUGCGGUCUGACUUAAUAUUAAUCAUUUUUUAAAAUCAUAUAUUAUCUUAAGUUUAUGAUAACAUACACUGGUACAAAAAGAAGAACAACAUCUUGUUGCCUAAGACAUUACUAGUCAUUACCGGUCCUUAAAAUAAAAACACAACUGUAAAUAAUUGUAUACUGGUCAUUCUUUUGCCAGUAACAAUUAAUUUACCUCACACCACUAACUGAUUUUAGUUUGUAACUAAAAGCCAAGAACAAUUUAUUUUGUCACUUUAAUCAUGUAUUUUUAUCAAAAUCUUUAAUUCAAUGGUUCCCCAAAACAAGGAGGGGUGGUUUAUCUUAGGAUUGCAGGUUUGAUUAACUUUCACUUAAAAUCAUAAUAAAUUUACUAACAGUGAGUUACAGGCUGUUUGAGGAUUUUGACUGAAAGUGAAAGACUAUAGAUGCACAGAUAAAACAUUAAUAAAUGGUUGAAUUACCUGAACAUUUUUAUGUCACUGCACGCUUUAUGAUUAACCAAAAGAUCUACCUAAUGCAUUAUUAGAAGAAAAAAGGAGCCAUUACUAAUAUUAUUGCUUCACCAGUUGAAAGAAACUCAUAAUUAUACUUUUAACUUUCUCUCUAACAUGUACUCUCUUCUACUUCUUGCCUUUUCCAGGUUAUUCUGGGAAGAUAGUGCAAAUACAAUCGUAAUCUCUUAUAAUUUAAGUUUACUCAUUAAAAAAAUUUUCUUCAUUGACAUUUUACAAUCAGGGAUGUCAAAAGAUGUAUGGUAUAAAGAUUUUAUGGGUUUCAGUUUCAUGUAAAUUGCUGUUCACCAAAAACUACAACUUCUAGUAAUGAUUCUAGUAAUGCUUUACAAAGAAAGAUCUAUGUUUCCUCAAUAUUGUUCAAGCACUAGUACUUUCAUGAACUAAACUAUUUUUUAAAGAAAACUGCAGUGAUGACUGCUUUUUUAGCCUGAAGUUAUCUAUAACUUAUGAAGUAUGAGUACAAACUGCAAAGCAUACAAUUUCUCCCUAAAUGUUUCUUCAAGUGUCAUUGGUCUUCAUAUUAUUGCUCUCAUCUUCAGAAAUCUACAAAUCCUCAAAAAAAAUUGCGCAGCCACCCAACCUGGCAGAGCAGCUUAAGAAAAACAUUUCCAAACGUAAAGAACUAGACUGGGCCAAGUUCAAAGACAUACCCAGCAUUACUGGUCAUUUCCUGGUCAUGGCUUUCUACGGAAUAAGUUGCAGAUUUGCAUCUUCUAGUCAUUUGGUCACUAUCGCAUUGUCUCUUCUUAUGAUCAUACAUGUCCUUUGGUUUGCCACCAAUUCUCGGUGAUUCAUUAUCAAUUCAUAAUUUGCAUAAUAAUUUUGAUAACAAAAACUUAUAUUUUUUUUUACUUUCUCAUGUAGUUGGCUGAUUCCAUUUAAAUAUUUGAUAAUUGUUUUAUGUUAUUGAGAUGAGCUUGUUGUGACUGAUAAUGAGAGAUAAAUAUCUAAUCCCUACCUAAGACAACUUUUAAGUACCCCAUUUGUUGAAUUAACGUGUGAAUUUUCAUUACACGAUUUUUUUGUGCCAUAGAGUGCAGUGUUUUACAAAGUAUUCUUCGCCGACCGGUCCGCAAGCCUUGAGUAACAAAUCUGUCCUUGUUGCAAAUUCGAAACUUGUCCAAACUGUUAUGUUUGGGAAACAUGGCCAUGAAGUACAUUUUUCUAUCAUACCAAUGUGUUUUCUGAAGAUUAUAUUCAAUACUGGGUACAUGAGGUUAGAACCUAGGCGUUUAUUUGCUUUGAUUCAAGAUCUUUCCCUACAUUAUUGAUCAAGGCAUACCGACAUUUUUUAAUAAAAACAUACUUUUCUCACAAUGUGUUGAAAUAUUAUGUCAUGACGUUUUCAGUAAAAAUUCAGUUAUUGUCUGGGUUGAUAACGUGAGGCUGUCCAUUUGUAUCAGAAAAACAGCACUGUUUUAACUAUUUAUGUUAUAUUUAUAUGGUGACUUUUCUUACACACAACUGAGCAGUUCAUGUCCCCAUUGGUUUCUCAAAUGUAAAUCAUCCAUUAUGUUACUAUAAAUGUACAAGCUUAUUUAUGAAGUACUUUAAUUUAAUGUGCACUUCUUGUAUUUAAAUAUGUAUCUUGAAUUACAAAAAAAAUUAUCUCUAAUCCGUAGGGUCAUAAGUGAUUAUUGCCAUGAAACUUUUCAGUAUCUGUACCAUCAAGUAUAUGUCUUUAUAAUGAUUUAUGUAAAAUGAUGAAAUUUAGUUUUCUUUUCUGCUGCUUUUCAGUCAACUGUUUCAAUAUUUAUUUUGCCCUACCUCCAGCUAAAUUAGUCAGGUUUUAACUUAUUACAUUUCAAGGGUUUGAAAAUUGUGUGAUGUAUCAUUAAUUAUGUACAAUGUUAGAAUGUGAGAAGAAUAAUGGGUAGUUCACACGAUCAAAUUUUUCUCAAAUUUCUAUUUGAAUGCACUAUUUUGUAUUUAAGUUUAAGCAUAAUAGGUGUAAAAAAUAUGCAACAAUUAAUAACACAGUUCAUCUUGGUUUGUUUCUUUGUUUUACUUUCCUGCAUUAUUUUUAUGUACACCUUUAUUAUACUUUCAUUCAAGCUAAAUGGGAAAAAAAGGAGCUAAACCUACCAAAUGAAAUCAACCUCCUUACAAAAAACAUAGAAAGGUGUCCCAAAAUGUUCAAAUUAUUAAAUUUAAUCACUGGGCACAAAGUCCUGCUCAUUUAUUGAAAUGAUAUGUGGCUGGGACCACGCCAUUUAAAACAUGAAAUAUUUUAAAAAAUUGUCUUAUUAAAUAAAUAUAACAUUUGUUAAAAAUUAAUUAUACUAAUUUGCGAAUUCCAGGGCAGUUGCAAUGAUUUUUUAAAUUGGUGAUUGUUAAAUUAUAAAAACAAAAGACAUACACGAUUGAGACACAGAUUUUAUACAUUGUUGUAGGUUUUUUUUUCUUUUUGCAUGAACUGAACAUUUGGUUAUCUUUAUUUACAGAUGACACUGAUGUU
Molecule: messenger RNA, 14043 nt
Organism: Lymnaea stagnalis (great pond snail)
Lineage: Eukaryota; Metazoa; Mollusca; Gastropoda; Lymnaeidae
Source: the annotation of a GenBank genome assembly